Messenger RNA from Funneliformis mosseae, 447 nucleotides. The record is from the annotation of a GenBank genome assembly. Lineage: Eukaryota; Fungi; Glomeromycota; Glomeromycetes; Glomerales; Glomeraceae.
AUGCCUCCUAGACCUAGACCUAAUCUCCCUGUUGAUCUCGUUCUUGAUGCCGAACAACAAAUGGCAGUUGAAGAAAUGGGCAGACGAGAAACAGUAAAUUUCAAUCGUCUUGGGGACAAUCAAAGUAGACUUGCUUAUAUCCAAGCACUCGUCGAUAAGAAAAAGACCGAAAUGGAAAAAUCGGAAAUUGAAAUUCAGUCUAUUUAUUUCGUAGCCUAUCUUGCUGUCCUUAUUUGUUUAACUGUUCUUAAAGUAACAAUAUAUAAAUAUGAUGAGGAAAAAUUAAAGUUAUUUUUAGUUGUUUUAAAUUCAGUUUUAUUUUCUGUCGAAAUUGCUGCGAUUCUUAUUAGGUUAUGGAGGGCAACCAUAACAAUAUUUUACGUUGAAGUUGGUAUAUUAUUUAGUCGUAUUUUUUUGAAAUGGGCCGAAUUCAAGAUUAACACUUAA